Messenger RNA from Notolabrus celidotus (New Zealand spotty), 862 nucleotides. RefSeq names its product cysteine-rich and transmembrane domain-containing protein 1-like. The record is from RefSeq and is a predicted model, not a curated record. NCBI's taxonomy places the organism in Eukaryota, Metazoa, Chordata, Actinopteri, Labriformes, Labridae. The transcript has 5 exons. Bases 23 to 379 code for a protein of 118 amino acids.
GAUUUAUGUCAUAUUUAUUCAUAUGAAUGAUUACCCCCCUCCAUACGGCCCUCAUCCCAUCAAUAACCCCGGGUACCCCCCAGUUAUCGGCCCUCAGCCCUCAGUGUUCCCUGGCUCCUCAUACCAGACCUUCCCUCAGAACUAUGCCGGACCCUCAGGGCCCUACAUGAACCAGCCCGGGUACCAGGGCUACCAGACCGGACCCCACGGAGAGCAGCUUAGACCCACCACCACAGUGGUGGUGGUCGAGCAGCAGAGGCCUCAGGACGACGGUGGCGGCGCUGAGGAGGGAUUCCUCGCGGCGUGUUACGCUGCUGUGUGCUGCUGCUGCCUCAUGGACAUGCUGAGCGACGACCACUCCGACUACUGCACUGACUGACCUCUGACCUCUGAAGGAAUGAUUUUAAAAAGUGUAAAAAUGUGUUUUAAUUUAGGAUAAAAUACUUUUAUUUUUCUGUCUUAUUUUUAUUUCUCUUAGGGUCUUUAAAGAUCGAGCUCUCUGAUUGGACAGAGAAGAGUCUGACAGAUAAGUUGCUAUCUCAUUGUGUUUGUUUUGGUUGUUUUCACUGAGCUCUGUAACUUAAAUAGAUUUGACUGACCCUGGGUCAGUUAGCCCUCAUGAUUGUAAUCGUCCAAACCUUUUACCCAUCAUCUAUGGAGACCCACAGAGGACUCUGUCUCGGUGGGUGAUGUUUGGAGGAUUCAGUGUAGCCACUCGUUUUUAAAGCUGAGAUCUGAACCAAGCCUUCAUCUCUGAGUGUCUGUGUUUUAAGUUCAGAAAGGACAAACAUAUCAUGUAUGUUAGCUGAAUGUACAUACAGAUAUCUGUAUAUGAACAUAAAUAAAUCAAGAAUUAAUUCUG